Oldenlandia corymbosa var. corymbosa is the source of this 1097-nucleotide messenger RNA. Lineage: Eukaryota; Viridiplantae; Streptophyta; Magnoliopsida; Gentianales; Rubiaceae. The record is from the annotation of a GenBank genome assembly.
AAACAUAUUUGAAAUGCAAGACUCAAAAUUAAAUAUCAUCAUUAUCCCACCAAGAUCAUAUUAACAACAUUCAAGCGAAAUGAUAAUGAAAUUGCUCCUCCUCAUUUUCUGUUCCUUCUUAACAGCAUUUUUAAUCAUCUUCCCUAAAUCAUGCCUGCAGGCUGCCGAAAUCGAAAAUCUGCAGGACACUUGUCCUACUGAUCAUAUGCAAUCCGUCUUCAUAAAUGGUUUGCCUUGCAAGAAUCCAGCUACUGUCACAGCUUCUGACUUCAAGUCCUCCUUGCUGAAUGAAAAGGGAAAACUAGACGAUGUUUUCCGCUCGAGCACGAAUUUAGUUACCGCCUCUGAAUUUCCAGGCCUCAACACACUUGGUUUAUCAACUGCGAGGACUGAUUUGGAGGUGGAUGGCAUGGUACCGCCGCAUUCUCAUCCAAGAUCCUCCGAGAUGAUCUUUGUAGGCGCCGGCAUCGUGAAUGUCGGUUUUGUCGAUACAAACAACAAAUUGUUCCAACAGGUUCUUAGGCCAGGAGAUGUGUUCGUGUUCCCAAAAGGGCUUCUACAUUAUUGUCUGAACAAUGGUUUUGAGGAUGCUACAAUUUAUUCAGUUCUGAAUAGCCAGAAUCCGGGAAUUGUCAGCAUUUUAGGCUCCAGAUUUGCACCUUCUGAUGAUCGUCAUCGUGAAUUGAUGCAAAAGAUAAAAGAAAGAUUAGUAUCAUUUUCGAAAUUGGAUGCUGAACGUUUGGACAAUGUCACUUUGUUCUAAGGUUGUGUGUUUGUACUGGUAAUUAUUGGCUUGAUAAAUCUUUUAACUUUAACGCAUAUACUCAAAAUAAUCCUUCCAACUUUUUUUUUUAAUUUUUAAAAAGAAUCAUAUGGGCAAUGUUGCAUUUCUCCAAACACAAAUUUCAAAAGAGUGAUAAUCGGGUCAUGUUUUUAGUUUUGUAAGGUUUAUUGGCGACAACUUCAUGUCAUAUUCUGUUUGAGGUAAAAGUAAAACAGAUACUCCCUCCAUCCCAUAAUUAUUGUCCACUUUUACUAAAAUGAAAGAUUUUAUUUUAUGUCAAAUUUAACUAUAUUUUAUCUUAAACAACCGGAUA